UUCGAACACAACCCACUUUCAUUUAUUAUUGCGCCGUAUUUGAAAAAUAUAUUUUCACGAGGACAAGGAGCUCAAGCUCAAACUGAAACUGAAACGAAGUGAGGCCUGAGGGGCUGAGAGGAUUUUAAAAUUAUAUACACCGUCGGCUUAUGAAGAUAAAGACGUCUAGGGAGCGAUAUGGGGCGAUAUUGUUUGGUUCCUGGGUGCAAGUCUCAGGCUGGACAUCAAGGUAUCAGGAUCCACACGGCAACCAGUGAAGAGCAGGCUGGUCAGUGGCUUGCUGUGUGCAACAGAGGUGGCCAAGUUAACGUUAAGAACUCUGGCGUGUGCUCACUUCAUUUUAGGCCUGACGAUUAUGACAGAGACAUUAAAUUUGAACUUCUAAAUCCAGACCAAGAUCCACAGAUGAACAAAAACAGACGGCUGAAGAUGGGUGCUAUCCCCAGUCAGAACAUACCAAACAGAGUCUCCAAAGUGCAACACCCACUGGCAGCCCGUGGUCUGUUGAAAAACAGAAACGAUGCUGUUGAAGGCGCUAUAAAGUCAUCAGAUGAAGAUGCUAGAAGAAACUCGUCUUCAGAGGACAGGAGAGAAAGGAACAAUAUGUUGCCGUCACAGUCGCAGUUGACCUACGAGGACGUGUUUCGGGAUUUCGUUCAGCGCUCCCUGGAAGAGGAGAGAAAGCAGAACUCCUCGCCGAGUGACGGUCCGGCCCCGGCCUCCGCCGGUGCCGAUGACGCCACUGACAGUGUGACGUCCGGCGCCGCUGACGGUGGCGACGAGCCGCCCCGGUCGUCCGGUCGCGGUCGGGCCGGAGGUCGCGGCAGGCGGCGGCGUAGUGCGGAGAGAGAGGAGGCGGACACUACCGCUCCGGCGGCGAAACGACCCCGCGGCCGCGGCAGGGGCCGGCCAGGCCGACGGCCGAGAACCGUCAGCUCUUCAAGGUCGGCGAUCGACUCGGACAACAGCCUCGAGUCGGCCUCUACAAGCCGCGCCUCCGCUGAGCCUGAAUCUGAGAAGGAGGAGCCGGACACUGGGCGGCGACGCAGCGCUCGGUCGUCGGCCCGCGCCGUCGACUUCAAGCACCUGCUGGAUAACGACUCGGACGAAGAGAAGGUGGAUGGCGAUCUGGAAGAUGGGGACGCUCGGGGUCGAGCGACCGGAGUUUCUGAGCGACAGGACUCGGCUGACGACGAGUCUGGGGACGACUGGAGACCGCCCAGGAAUCGAAUGGGGAGUUCCGAUGACGACUCGGAUCGCAAGACCUCCGGAGGGGCCUCUCGGCGCGGCCGGCCGGCGGGCAGCCGGGGUCGCGGCGGCGCCAGCAGCGGCAACAGCAACAGCAGCAGCGGCGGCGGCGUCACCAGCUACAAGAUACCCGAGGACAUAGCCGCGAAGGUGAAUGCCCCGCGGACAUCGAGCGAGCAGGGCCGCAACAGCGCCGGACUCAAGACUGGAGACUUCCUGAUCAGCGUGGAAGACAUCAACCUGGAAACGCCGCCCAUCUGGCGGAUCGACGGCAAGUUCCUGAUCCAAAAGUACGAGCCCAUCAAGGGCAAGGGUCAGCGCCUCUACAAGAAUAUGGGAACGUACAUGAGCUGGGCGGCAGACACGGAGAAGUUUCGUCCGGUGAGCGUCCGUUACCACCAGAUGGGGCGGACAGAGACCAUCGUCGAACUCCUGGACAACCCCCACAGCAGCACGUUCAACCUCUCGAAGAUGCUCUCAAUAGAGGAAACAUCAAAAUACCUGGACAACUUUGAGAUCUUCAUCCAGACGCUGGUGUCUCAGGCCUUGGACCCGAAUUUUUUGGUGGAGAUCACCCAAGAGGGAGACGAGUAUUUUAUGAAGAAUGUGGCCAUUGUACAAGAGGCGAAUCUUACCAGGAAAAACAAGAUUAUGGAGCUCAAAUCAUGGGACGAAUCGACGCAGGAGGAGCUGGACUCUCUGCCGGUGCUGGAGCUGGUGCUGCUGCGUAACGUGCCGCCCUCCGAGUGUGCCGUCUGCCACCAGACGGCCAACGCGCGCCUGGUGCAGAUCUACGGCCGGCCGUACGACCCCAGCACGCUGCUCAUCCAGGAGAACGUACCCACCCCGGGCAAACGGCAGCACAACAUGUGCAGCUUCUGCGCCGGCCUGGCAGACCUCUACAACAAGGUUCAGCACCUCACCUACCACCUGUACCUGCGCUGCUGUGAGAAGGUGACCCUGCGGAAGAAGGAGUCGGCCGACGAUGACACCACCCUCAUCCUCAACGACAUCCUGGCCGACGAGAAGUGGCUCUCCAAGGCGUUCUCGGACGUACAACAUAUUUGGGGCGACGUGGACCAGAUCUACGCGGCCGCAAAGGAGGAGCAAGAGGGCGGCAAGGCGGCCUCCCCGGGCAAGGCGGCCACAUCGGGCAAGGCGGCCUCCUCCACAGAGAAGACCGCCAGCGCCUGAGACCCGGCGGCGCCCGAGAUCGCCAGCGCGUGAGACCGAGCGGCCAUUGCGUGCCGGACGCCCCACUGCCAUUGACUGCCCCAGUGCACCAUUCUGUGCUGGGAUUGGGCGGGGCGAGCGGCGUGCCCCGCUCUUGGGUGAAGCUAUAAGGUCAAGUUGGCAUUUUUUUUCUAUCCAUGAUGUAGAACGUUUUGUAGUGAGUUUUGAAAUGCAUUUUUUUAGGUGAGAUUUUGGCCAUAGCAGUUCAGUAUUUUGGUAAAUGUGCAUUUGUGAAUUGUUUUAACUAGGAAUGGCCAGUGGGGACAAAACUUAAGGUAGGCAAAUUCGCGAUCGCGGACUAUAGGUUAUCGUUAUUCCACCAGUGUAUGUUAAUGGCCAGGAUGAGAGAGCUUUCCAUUUGUGCUUUCACCCCCAUUCGUGUAUAUCGCAGGCCUGCGGCAGAGCUGGCUGUAGGUCGGAUCAUACCACCCACAUUCAGUGUUUUGUCUGUGCUCGGUUAACUGGGAGACCUGCCAGGGUACGUUCUCUCCCGACUGCAGGGUAAUGGGCGCCGGCCUGCCCGCAUAGUGUGACUGACGGGAUGACUGACCCGGAUACGGCGUGACUGACGGGGAGACUGACCCAGACACGGUGUGACUGACGACAUGACUGACCCGGACACGGCGUGACUGACGACAUGACUGACCCGGACACGGCGUGACUGACGACAUGACUGACCCGGACACGGCGUGACUGACGACAUGACUGACCCGGACACGGCGUGACUGACGACAUGACUGACCCGGUGACUGACCCGGACACGGCAUGACUGACGACAUGACUGACCGGGACACGGCGUGACUGACGACAUGACUUGCGCGGACACGGUGUGACUGACGACAUGACUGACCCGGACACGGCGUGACUGACGACAUGACUGACCCGGUGACUGACCCGGACACGGCAUGACUGACGACAUGACUGACCGGGACACGGCGUGACUGACGACAUGACUUGCGCGGACACGGUGUGACUGACGACAUGACUGACCCGGACACGGCAUGACUGACGACAUGACUGACCCGGACACGGCGUGACUGACGACAUGACUAACCCGGACAUUGUUACUUAAAAGUAAUGUCCAAUCCCACUUACAGUGCGACUGACGCCGUGAGGAAUGCAAUGGCCGACCUACCAGUUGCCUCGCUGCAUUGUGUGCCUUUUAGCUCCAACGAGCUCUCAUUGACUAACCCUAGUUCACUUCAGCAUUAUGCAUCUCUACUAACAAUGUUACACCAUUGGAUUUGUGACUCUUGCGUAGUUAGGGGAUUUAUACUCCAACGGGAUAGAAAGAGCGAUUUUUUAAGUGUCUGUGAAACCAAGAUGUGAAAUAAAACAUGAGUAGAUAAAACGA
Molecule: messenger RNA, 3835 nt
Organism: Amphibalanus amphitrite
Lineage: Eukaryota; Metazoa; Arthropoda; Thecostraca; Balanomorpha; Balanidae
Exons: 13
Coding region: 178-2442 (754 amino acids)
Cellular component (GO): nucleus
Source: RefSeq, a predicted model, not a curated record